Dicentrarchus labrax (European seabass) is the source of this 5414-nucleotide messenger RNA. RefSeq names its product formin-like 2b (gene fmnl2b). Bases 461 to 3736 code for a protein of 1091 amino acids. The transcript is spliced from 28 exons. The record is from RefSeq and is a predicted model, not a curated record. Gene Ontology annotation, biological process: cell migration; cortical actin cytoskeleton organization; regulation of cell shape. Gene Ontology annotation, cellular component: cytosol. Lineage: Eukaryota; Metazoa; Chordata; Actinopteri; Moronidae. Gene Ontology annotation, molecular function: actin filament binding; small GTPase binding.
GAGGAGUGGGGGAGGAUUAACCGGCUGAUCUGCGACACGCGCUCGCUCACACACACACACACACACACACAUUUAAUAUAAACACACAACGACGCAGCAUCAGACCUUCAUCUGGAUCAUCAUCAUCAUCAGCAUCAGCAUCAGCAGCAGCGAGGACGAGAGACAAAGAGACACACAGACAGACAGACAGAGAGAGACGAGAGGUGGAGGGAGGCGAUCUUCACCAUCUGACAGCAGACAGACAGGAGAGAGACAUACAGGAGAGAGAGACAUACAGGAGAGAGACAGACAGGCCUUCAGUAGCUCCAGCGCCUGUCUGUCUGCGUUCAGUGAUGGCCGACCACAUGUUCCUGUGUGUCUGCUGAGUGUGUGUGUGUGUGUGUGUAUUAGUAGGUGGGUGUGUUCAUUGUGUUGUGUGUGUGAUCAGUGUGUGAGUGUGUGUGCAGUGUGUGUGUGUGUGAUGGGGAACGCAGAGAGCAUGGAGAGCCAGCUGGCCGUGAUACGGUCCAGAGCCGCCCCGGUUCGACUCCCGAUGCCCGACCCGGCUGAGCUGGAAGAGAGGUUCUCUAUCGCACUGAACUCGAUGAAUCUUCCUCCUGACAAGGUGCGUCUGCUGCGUUCCUAUGACAACGAGAAGAAGUGGGAGCUGAUCUGUGAUCAGGAGAGGUUUCAGGUGAAGAACCCUCCACACACCUACAUCCAGAAACUGAGAGGCUUUCUCGACCCCGCCGUAACGCGCAAGAAGUUCAGAAGAAGAGUUCAGGAGUCAACUCAGAUGCUCAGAGAGCUCGAGAUUUCACUUCGCACAAACCACAUCGGGUGGGUCAGAGAAUUUCUGAAUGAGGAGAAUCGAGGUCUGGAUGUCCUGGUCGAGUAUUUGUCCUUCGCUCAAUACGCUGUAACAUUUGAUGGCGAGCAGUCAGAGACCGGAGGCGAGGUCUCGUCCAUAGACUCUCCGUGGAGUCGGUCCAUAGAGGAUCUCCAUGGCGACUGUAGCCUCCCAUCCCCAUCAUCCUCCGUACCCCGCGCAGCUCGCCACUCCAUCAGUUCCACUCUAGUGACUCGAUCCAACACUCUACCGAGUCGUCGAACUCUGAAGAACUCACGGCUCGUCUGUAAGAAAGACGACGUUCACGUUUGUGUCAUGUGUCUGAGAGCCAUCAUGAAUUACCAGUAUGGCUUCAACAUGGUGAUGUCUCACCCUCACGCUGUCAAUGAAAUUGCCCUCAGCCUCAACAACAGGAACCCCAGGACGAAGGCUCUGGUGUUGGAGUUGUUGGCGGCAGUCUGUUUGGUCAGAGGAGGACAUGAAAUCAUCCUGUCAGCCUUCGACAACUUCAAAACUGUGUGUUCAGAGUCGAUGCGUUUCGAGAAGUUGAUGGAACAUUUUAAGAACGAAGAUGACAACAUCGACUUUCUGGUGGCCUGUAUGCAGUUCAUUAACAUUGUGGUUCAUUCGGUGGAGGACAUGAACUUCAGAGUCCACCUGCAGUACGACUUCACCAAACUGAACCUGGACGAACACCUGGAGAGGCUUAAGCACACAGAGAGCGACAGGCUGCAGGUGCAGAUUCAGGCGUACCUGGACAACGUCUUUGAUGUUGGGACGCUGCUGGAGGACGCAGAGACCAAAACUGCUGCUCUGGAACGAGUCGAAGAGCUGGAGGAGAGCCUGGGCACGAUGUCGGAGCGUCUGCUGGACGUGGAGAACGAAGCGAUGCUGAAGAUCGUCGAACUGGAGAAACAACUGAUGCAAACCAACAAGGAUCUGGACCAUGUCAGGGAGGUGUAUGCGAGUGCGAACUCUCAGGUGCACACCUUGCGGCGGAUGGUUCGGGAGAAGGACCAGACAAUCCGGCGUCAGAGUCGUCUGGAGCGUCAGGCUCAGGAGGCCCAGCAGGCCGGAGGACCCGGAGCUCCACAACCACAGAGAGGAGAGGGGGAUGGGGGGGUGGCUGACUCCGCCUCCCCCUCCCCUCCCCCCUGUCCUAACUUGUCCCCCAGUCCUGAGACUGUAGCUUAUCACAGCAUGGGACCAGGGAUGGGCGGAGCUCCAGGAAUGCAAGCCCCGCCACCUCCCCCGCCCCCACCACCAAUGCCAGGCACAGUGUCUAAUGGGUCGUACCCUGUACCUCCUCCCCCUGCUCCUCCUCCUCCACCUCCUCCCCCUCCUCCCCCCUGUCGGACCAGUGAGCUGUCCUCCUCUGUACCCAUGCCUCCCCCUCCUCCUCCUGUGGCCCCCCCUCUCCCGGGCUCCGGGGGGUCGCCUACGGUCAUCUUUAACUCGGGACUCGCAGAGGGUCCUCUCAAGUUAUUUUCGGUGAAGAUAAAGAAGCCAAUCCAGACCAAGUUCAGGAUGCCAGUGUUGAACUGGGUCGCCUUGAAGCCGAGUCAGAUCAAUGGGACCGUCUUUAAUGACAUUGACGAUGAGUCCAUCCUGCAGGACCUGGAUGUGGAAGGGUUUGAGGAGCUGUUUAAGACAAAGGCUCAGGGUCCAGCGGUGGACCUGACUCUGUCCAGACAAAAACUUCCUCAGAAAGGCCCGUCCAAAGUUUCUCUGCUGGAGGCCAACAGAGCCAAAAACCUGGCCAUCACUCUAAGGAAGGCCGGUCACGGGUCAGAGGUCAUCUGUCGCGCAAUCCACAUGUUUGACCUGCGGACGGUUCGGGUCGACUUUGUGGAGUGUCUGAUGCGUUUCCUGCCAACGGAGGCAGAGGUGAAGCUUCUACGGCAAUAUGAGAGGGACAGAAAACCUCUGGAAGCUCUGAGUGAUGAAGACCGCUUCAUGAUGCAAUUCAGUCGCAUCGAAAGACUCAAUCAGCGAAUGUCGAUCAUGACCUUCAUGGGGAAUUUCAGUGACAAUGUCCAGAUGUUAACUCCGCAACUCCACGCUAUGAUUGCUGCUUCAGUUUCUAUAAAAUCAUCUCAGAAGCUCAAGAAGAUCCUUGAGAUCAUCUUGGCUCUGGGGAACUAUAUGAACAGCAGUAAGAGGGGAGCUGUGUACGGGUUCAAACUGCAGAGUUUAGACCUGCUGCUGGAGACGAAGUCAACCGACAGGAAACAGACAUUGCUUCAUUACAUCGGCAACGUGGUGAGAGAGAAAUAUCCUUCAGUGGCUCUGUUUUACAAUGAGCUUCACUACGUCGAUAAAGCAGCUGCAGUGAGUCUGGAGAAUGUGCUGUGUGAUGUGAAGGAGCUGCAACGCGGCAUGGAGCUCACCUGGAGAGAGUUCAGUGUUCAACACAAUGGCACACUCAAAGACUUCAUCAGCAGGAACGAAUCAAGACUCAGCAAGCUGCAGGAGGACGCACGCAUCGCUGAGGAUGCGUUUGAAGAUGUGGUGAAAUUUUUCGGCGAGAGCUCCAAGACAAUGCCGCCGUCGGUCUUCUUCCCUAUCUUUGUUCGUUUCAUUAAAGCGUACAGGCUGGCAGAGGAGGAAAAUGAGCAGAGGAGGCGUCAAGAGCAAAUGUUACUAGAGAAGCUGGAGCAGGAGGAGCAACAAGAGCAGGAGCAGGAGACCAAGUCUCCAUCCCACCGAGGGAAGCGGCAGCAGCAGGAGCUGAUCACUGAGCUUAGACGACGACAAGGAAAAGACAGCCGCCAUGUUUACGAAGGGAAGGACGGCGCCAUAGAGGACAUCAUCACAGCUUUGAAGACCGUCCCCUUCACGGCCCGAUCGGCCAAACGCAGCUCUCGUUUCUUCUGUGACCCCGCCCACUCUGAGGAGCACUACUGAGAGAGAGAGAGAAAGAGAAAGAGAGAGGGAGAGAGAGAGAGAGACGAUGACGUCACGCCCACUUCUAAUCGAUGGGACCAAUUAGCACUUUGAACAUUUCUGAUCAAUCGAUGUGAACUGAUGACAUCAUGUUUUUUAUGUUAUUUUAUUGGUCCGUUUGUGCACAGACCGGAUGCCCAGACACCAGCUGACCUUUGACCUCUGACCUUUAGCUGUUCCACUCUGGCCUGAAAAUUCAAAAAUGUGUCUAUUUAAAGUAUCUUAACUGAGCAGCAGCUGUCCUCAUUUCUGAUCCGACCACAUCAACGUGCUGAUCUGGUGUCAGUCUGGUUAGAUAAGAAACACUCAGUAACUGUUGUUGAGCUUUUGAUGAUAUCACAUGGUCUUCCUCAGUACAUGGAGAUGUCCAGUUGUCAUUGAAUGGGUGUUCAGAGUUACAGUUCUAAGCACUUUAAGGGCUUCUUUUCCUUGUGGGCUCAAACAUUUAAAGUUCAUUCUUAGAUGAAAAAUAUAAUAAUUUAAACGUCAACCAGGCCGUUUUAGUUCCUUGACCAGAAUGAAACGGUGGAAGGAGAACUGGUACGAAAAGAAGAUGUACUUUUUAAAAAUACCACAAGCUCAACAAACCGUGGGCCGCUUUCGACCACUGGUGGCGCUCCUGAUGAGCCGGUCCAACAUGGAUACACUUCAUAAUUUCAUGAAACUCACGGCUGACUUGGAUGAAGAUUAAUUCACUUGGUGAGGAAACUUUUUUUAAGUAAACCCCUAAAGGUUCUCUUCCUGUGUAAAAGGUGUGCAGGUUUCAAAGUGCCUGCUUCCAAACUCCUGGUUAUGCGUCAGUAGGUCUGUGGUUCUGUGGUUGUUCUGGGUUCCUUUCGAUCUGUCUCGAACUGGAUCUUGUACAGGGAUCUACUUCCUUUCACUACAUUGUGUUCUAUUGUGUUCUACUGUAUUUCCUAGCCUUACCAGAGCUGGAGAGAGUCUUGCACCCUUCAUGAAGUAAACAGUGUUAAUGAGAUCAUCAUUAAAAAAAAUGGCUCUGGUUUGCUCUUGCUAGACCCAGUCCCCGUCCUGACCCCGACCCCUCAACCAUCAGAGACAUCAACCUCAGUCUCACUAACAUUAUCCAAGUUUGCUGAUGACUCAGGUGUGUACUGCAGUUCAAGGUGUCGUAGUGAGGGGGCAGUGUAGCUCACAACAAAACAUGGCCACCCAUUUUGUUUCUAUACAGCUGAGAGUGUGAGCUGAUUAAACUGAAGAUAAACUGAAGGCACUCGAGGACAACUUCUGUCCAGAACAUGAAGGUGUGGACAUGAGGGACAUGGAAAGACCUAAAGAGACGUGGAGGACCGACCUGGAAAAAUCUGGACAAAAUGAACAAACAGAAUGGAACUGUAGUGUUGUCCUUCAUUGUUCUUGGUGUCCCUGUUGGCCUGUGGAGAGUCCGGUCCGAGCAGUCCUGUAUCAGCACCCCUUCCACCCCCCCACCUCCAACCACCCCCACCCCCUUUAUUUCAGAUCAUCUGAAGACAAAAAAAUUAAAAAGAGCACAAAGUUUUCUACGUGUACAAAUAUUUUCUAGAGAACUGUAGCGUUGCUCGUACUCUGUGUGGUGUUUGUUGGUUGUUGGUGGUGAUUCUGCACUUGGUGGUGUAAAUAAACACACCCUGUCUCCCGA